AUGAAGAUAACUCAAAGCUUGGAGAGAGUUUUCUCUCUGUGUUUGGAAAGUUUCACCAGUGGAAAAAGAAAUGGAUCCAGAGAAGCUGCUGUUCUCCUUUGUGUUUGUGCCUUCUCCAGCUUCUUCCCGAGCUCCCUCCUCGGCUUGUAUCUCGUCUACGGCGUGGACUUUGACUCGGCGGUGGCUGGAGGAGCUGCCAGCUGCUUUGGAACCCUCCUGACCGUAGCUCUGUUCUUGUCCAAGAGAAUCAGGUGUUUGUGGAUCCUGUUUGUGAUCUCUAUCUUCAUGAAGAAGAGCCGGAACUUGCUGCUGACUGCCGGGAUGAGUAUAGUUGUCCUCAAUAAUAUUCGCAACACUCUCCAUAACUUAAAAAGUCUGGUCAUGAGCAUGACUUGCAACUUGAAGGCGAAGAAAGAAUCCAUCAUUGGUCCUUUCAGGAAUUACAUUGAGAUGUUGAAGACUAUAGGAAGACUGCUCAAAGGGAUUACCGAUCUUGGAGUUGGGAAUCUGGAUUCUCAGCUGAAAGUUUCACCGAGACUGGAAUCAGAAAAGUUCAACUUCACUCUGAGUGAGGCGCAGCAGAAGCUGAAUGAGACUGUGGAAUCUGCUCAGGCUCUGACUGAGGCCGUCUCCUCUGUGACCCACAGGUUGUUUCCCGCCAUCAGCUUCCUCCUGCUCGUGCUGUUUAUAGCCUUACACAUGAGGAGGUACUGCAACGACAUGAAGUAUAAAAACAAGUUCAUCAGCAGGAGAUUUGUUCUUUUUGAUGAGAAGCAGAAGUCUGAAGGAAAACCGCACGUUCUACCUCUCACACCAAAGGAGGAGAAGCUCUACACUCGCGUCCUGUCCAUCCGCCCCACGCAAAAGGAGCGGAAAAAGAUGGUGAAGUUUGGAAUGCCGAUCCUCUCCCACUCUGCAGUCUGGGUCCUCUUUAUAGUAGUGGAUGCACUAUUGUUCUAUUUUGUAGACGUUAUCACCAAAAGGGUGUCAGAAAUAGAACCGUUCCACGUCCCGCUGAUGCAGAGCUUCAAGGGGAUUGCAAGCGUGCUCGGCAUACCGUUUGCCGAGGAGAUUCAUCAAGCAGACUUCUCUUUCAGUGUGUCUCUGUUUGAGAAGAAGUGUCUCCCUGAACCCAAGCUGCGUCUGGACAAGUCCAUUUACCCGCUGAGUGCCAUCCUGCUCACCCUUCUCAUCAUGACUCUGCUUGGAGCCAAAGUGUCCCAGCUAAGACUCAUGAUCUGCGAGCGUUUCUUCACCGACGCCGCAGAUGAGAGAGUGGAGUAUCUGCAUCGCAAAAUCCUAAGGAAAAGAUUCAAAACUCGACUGGAAGAGGAUGAGUACACUCUCAAGUCACUGGUACUUAAGCCACAUUUCUGGUUCCCGUUGCUCUUUAGACCAAAAAAUAAUCCCCAAAGUGCCGUGUGAAGAAGAUCCUCCUGCUACAAAACUUCCCUGGACCUAUGGAUCGUUGGGAUGGAAUUCUAUGGAAUUCUUUGGGAAUAGAUGAUGGAUUUUACUGACACUUGAAGAUAAUCUUCUAGUCAGUCAGACAUUCUAAAGUCAAAACUCUAAUCUUAUUUAUGUAAUAACUGACAUUAUUUCAUCGGUUGUGAAGACGAGAGGGAGAUGCUUUUAAGAGUUUUAAUUCUUCUCACUGUGUGAGAAACUUGGGCUCUACGUACUGGACAGAGUUUCACAGGAUUUGCAUGCUUUUGUUUUUAGUUUGUUAGAUUAU
Messenger RNA from Oryzias melastigma (Indian medaka), 1735 nucleotides. RefSeq names its product dendritic cell-specific transmembrane protein. Gene Ontology annotation, cellular component: membrane. NCBI's taxonomy places the organism in Eukaryota, Metazoa, Chordata, Actinopteri, Beloniformes, Adrianichthyidae. The coding region runs from base 1 to 1425 and encodes 474 amino acids. The transcript is spliced from 3 exons. The record is from RefSeq and is a predicted model, not a curated record.